AUGUCUGGUGCUAACUACAGAGGCGACGGCCGCGACGACGAGCGGUCCAAUCUUCCUGACAAGUCCAAACUAUACAAACAGCUGCACAAGACUCACAGUACCAAAGCAACCAUGUCAAAACACCUGGGCACAGAUGUCUACCCUCACAAAAGCGCUUCCUUCAAUGACCACGGCAACGCUCAGAUAACCCGCUCCAACACUCGCGAUGAUGGUGACUAUAGAUGGCACGCCGAUCUUCCAAGGAGGAACGAAGUCUCCAGAGAGAAUCAUAAUAACUUCAACAAGGUCCUCCCAGACAAUCAUAUUCAGCCGCGCGACUUUGCAUAUGGGAAGUCAAAUGCUAAACAUUGGAAGUCUCCCGAGCUGGGCAGGGACCAUUCGGUCACAGUGUCGAGUGUGAGACAUACCAUUAGGAAGUAUCCCAUGGAGGAGCCUGGGCCUGGCUCUAGUCGAUAG
This is a messenger RNA of Capronia epimyces CBS 606.96, 456 nucleotides long. RefSeq lists its product as uncharacterized. Bases 1 to 456 code for a protein of 151 amino acids. The transcript has a single exon. NCBI's taxonomy places the organism in Eukaryota, Fungi, Ascomycota, Eurotiomycetes, Chaetothyriales, Herpotrichiellaceae. The record is from RefSeq and is a predicted model, not a curated record.